This is a messenger RNA of Neoarius graeffei (lesser salmon catfish), 2634 nucleotides long. It is a transcript of the gene adam23a, whose product is annotated as ADAM metallopeptidase domain 23a. Gene Ontology annotation, molecular function: metalloendopeptidase activity. Gene Ontology annotation, biological process: proteolysis. The transcript is spliced from 26 exons. Gene Ontology annotation, cellular component: presynaptic membrane. The record is from RefSeq and is a predicted model, not a curated record. NCBI's taxonomy places the organism in Eukaryota, Metazoa, Chordata, Actinopteri, Siluriformes, Ariidae. Bases 1 to 2361 code for a protein of 786 amino acids.
AUGCAUCUGAUAGUCCAUCCGAGUCUGCUCGUUAGCGUCUUAAUUGCACUGCUGCCUUCGUUUUCCUCUGCCUCAGUGGUUUCCGUAGAAAAUGAGGUUGUCGAUGAGCGAGGGUCUGCGACACUGUGGCAAGAUGCGACGGCAGCACCGGAGACUAAGAGCAACGGGAACGCUACAAGCAGACAGGAUAAGGAGGUGGCGAUUACAUACCCCUCACGCUUGGUCUACUACAUGAAUGAAGAAGUGGAGAGCACGUAUCAUGACUUGGACACCCGUGCACGAAACCAGGCCACUGAAGGCCAGGCCAUCCACUUGGCACAGGCAAGCUUCCAACUGGACGCCUUUGGUUCUACUUUUAUUCUGGAUCUUGCACUAAACAAUGAUCUGCUGUCCUCGAAUUAUGUUGAGAUCCACUACGAAAAAGACAAACCAGUUUUCUCAAAGGGAGGCGAGCACUGCUACUACCAUGGUCAAGUAAGAGGGAAAGUGGUCUCUCAUGUGGCUCUGUCUACUUGCAACGGGCUCCAUGGAAUGUUUGAUGAUGGAGUGUUUGUCUACCUCAUCGCUCCCCUGAACCACACUCAAGCUGCGGGCACGGGGCCGAGGCCCCACACCUUGCAUCGGACAUCACUCCGUAUGGGCCGCGACCCUGCUGAUUUGGCUAUGAGUGACCAGGGGGAGGAAGAACAGAUCUUGUCCGACAUGCCUUGGUUCAGGUGGCGCAGGAAACGAGCGGUGCCACAGAAGGUGUUCGAUGAGAUCAAGUACCUGGAGAUCAUGAUAGUCAGUGACCACAACACGUUUAAGAGACAUAAAAGCAAAAAGCAUACGAGAAACUUUGCCAAAUCAGUGGUGAACCUUGUCGACGGUAUAUUUAAGGAGCAGCUUAACACGCGCGUGGUGUUGGUUGCCAUCGAAAUCUGGACAGAUAGAGACAGGAUUUCUCUCAGUGUCAAUCCUCUGGACAUGCUGAAAGAUUUCUCCAAGUACCGGCAGCAGAACAUCGGCGUCAGCGCAGAUGCUGUUCACCUCUUCACGAAUGUCACGUUUCAUUACGGCCGCAGCAGCAUGGCCUACAUCGGAGGAGUAUGUUCCAUCGGGAGAGGAGUAGGGGUUAACGAGUUUGGCAGCACGUGGACGAUGGCAGCCUCUCUCUCCCAGAGCCUGGCACAGAAUCUGGGCAUCCAGUGGGACCCUGUUAGCAGGAGAAAGGAGUGCGGCUGCAUGGAUUCCUGGGUGGGAUGUAUCAUGGAAGAUACUGGUGUGCAACAUCCUCGCAGGUUUUCCAAAUGCAGUAUCACAGAUUUUAAGAACUUCCUGCUCAAGGGAGGAGCUUCCUGUCUUUUCAACAGACCCAACAAGCUCUUUGAGGCGACAGAAUGUGGCAAUGGGUAUGUAGAAGUAGGAGAGGAGUGUGACUGUGGAACCAGGAUGGAGUGCUAUAAAGACUGCUGUAAGAAGUGCUCUCUGUCUAAUGGUGCUCACUGCAGCGAUGGGCCGUGCUGCAACAGCACCUGUCUGUUCCUUCCAAGGGGCUACGGUUGCCGCUACUCUGUGAAUGACUGCGAUAUUUCAGAGUCUUGUUCAGGAGAUUCAGGACAGUGUCCUCCCAACCUACAUAAGCAGGACGGGUAUCCCUGUCAGCUCAACCAGGGUCGCUGUUAUGGAGGUGAAUGCAAGACCAGAGACAGCCAGUGCAAAUACAUCUGGGGUGCAAAGGCAGGAGGCUCAGAGAAGCACUGCUACGAAAAGCUGAACACUGAGGGAACGGAGAAAGGAAACUGUGGGAAAGAUGGAGAGAAGUGGAUCCCCUGCAGUAAACAUGAUGUGUUCUGUGGGUACCUGCUGUGCACCAACAUUGGUAGAAACCCCAGGAUUGGGACGCUGAAAGGCGACAUCACCCCCACCACUUUCAACCAUCAGGGACGUCUGGUAGACUGCAGUGGCGGCCGUGUACUCUUGGAUGACGACACUGAUCUUGGUUACGUGGAGGACGGGACACCAUGUGGCCCCUCCAUGAUGUGCCUUGAGCGGAAGUGUGUGCCUAUCUCCUCCCUCAACCUUACAGCCUGUCCUUCUGGACCCAACGGACGCGUGUGCUCGUCACACGGAGUGUGCAAUAAUGAAGCCACAUGCACCUGCGACACCACCUGGGCCGGGACAGACUGCAGCAUGCACGACCCACCGAAAGAACCACCCACCGUUGAAGACGAGGGUCCCAAGGGUCCUAGCGCCACCAACCUUAUCAUAGGCUCCAUCGCAGGGGCCAUCCUGAUGGCAGCCAUAGUGCUGGGGGGGACGGGAUGGGGAUUUAAAAACGUCAAAAAAAGACGGUACGACCCCAACGCCAGUGCCAUCUAAAGGACAGGAGCCUUCAGCCUUGCCUGGUUUCCCUUGGGAUUCUGAAAGUGAGCUACCUGCUGGACUGUGCCCUCUCCUGCUGCUAACAGCCAGUUAGCUUUACUUGAACACAAGGAGGAAAAAAAAAAGAAGGAAGACAAAGCUGAGUAGAAUGUUUUUCCACCCAAAGUCUUGUACCCAAAGCCUGUCCUAGUCCCCUCUACUUUUUCCAUGACCUUUGAACCAUUACCCUGUUUAGGAUGGGUGUGUGUUCUUGUUCCUGAUGUCCUGGCU